This is a messenger RNA of Dibothriocephalus latus, 450 nucleotides long. The record is from the annotation of a GenBank genome assembly. Lineage: Eukaryota; Metazoa; Platyhelminthes; Cestoda; Diphyllobothriidea; Diphyllobothriidae.
AUGACUUUUGUUUGCAGCACUUGCCAUAUUGUAUAUAACUCUCCAGAAGCCAAUAGUAUCAUUUUUGCAAUUUCAGUGGAAUCUUCAGGUGAUAGAUCUCCAUGUCCUACGGCCCAGCAAUCUGAUUACAAGGACCAAGUGGAUGAGUCCCUCAGACGCCAGGAGGAGCAGAUUUCACAACUGGAGAUAGUGAAUCAAAUUUCUACCAUUGAGCCGGGAUCAUCAGAGGCGUCACUAGCCGACAUUGUGCGUCUCUUUGAGACCAUCUAUGUACUGGUCCGUGACUUAGAUGAUGCCACGAAGUCGUUGCUCCCUCGCCUUACGGGAGGGAUCCAGUCACUGUCAACCAGGGUAAGUCCUUCGCAUUUGACGGAUACUCCUACAGCCUUUUUGUGUCAUCGUAGUCACGCCCUCCAGAACGCCAUUGCAUUGCAUCUAAGCGGCAACUAA